AUGAGUCUAGACCAAAUAAAGUGUAGGCUACUUGAAGGAUCAAAUGCUCAAGAGGUCAGGGCAGUGAUUCUGGAUAUGCAAGCUAGGUUAUUGUUGGAUAUGCUCGGAAAGGGAAUCGAGUCUGCUUUAAAUGACCCUUCAGCUUUAGUGCCUGAUCCAUGGCAGGUAUCUGGUGAGACAUUAUCCAAUAUUGAUCUCGAAGCAGUAGCAGUUGAACCUGCACUAAUUCCAUGUGUUCAGGCGUAUGUUGAUUCAGUUCUUGAUCUGGCUUCACAUUUUAUCACACGGUUGCGGCGGUAUGCAAGUUUCUGUCGUACAGUGGCAAAUCGUGGUGUGACUGUGGGGACUGGAAGCAACCGAAAUAAGGUCACUGGUCCUGGUCAAAAUUCAACAGCUCCUGCAACAAGUCAGGGAGGUGAAAAUGGGACAACCAGUUCUAGUGGAAGCAUAGAGAUGAAAGCUUUGGUGCAAGGGGCUAUUGCCAAGAUUAGCAACACCUCUGAUGGAGUAUCCAAUCCGACUCCUAAUCCCCCCAUCAGCGGUCUUUCGUCCUUUAUGUCCAUAAGCAUGAAUAGAGGAACUUUUUCUGGAACACCCGCAGUUCGACUUAUUGGGGACUGUCAUUUCCUUCAUAGAUUAUGCCAACUUUUGCUCUUCUGCUUUUUCUUUCGACGAUCACAACUUCCCCACUAUAUGAGUGGUGUGCAGAGAACUGCCGAUAACAAUACACAAAAGCCUCAACCUAAUGCUUCUGUUCCUGGCAAGGUGGAGGAGAUUGCAAAACCAGUGUCAAGUGUGGUUAGGUCAGAUGACAGUCAGACAGGACGAGUUCAGGUUGUGCCUAGGUCAAGAGGGGGUGAAGAACAGUCUCUAGGGCGUUCAAGAUUUGGUACUGGAAAUGCAGGUCAGGGGUAUACUUUUGAAGAGGUCAAGGUUCUUUUUCUAGUAGUUAUGGACCUCUGUCGCCGAACAUCUAGUCUGCAACACCCCUUGCCAGUUUCUCAGGUGGGGAGUAGCAACAUUCAGGUUCGGCUGCAUUAUAUUGAUGGGAACUACACUGUACUGCCAGAGGUUGUGGAAGCAUCCCUUGGCCCACAUAUGCAGAACAUGCCUCGCCCUAGAGGUGCAGAUGCCGCUGGUCUAUUACUACGGGAGCUAGAUCUCCAUCCUCCAGCAGAAGAGUGGUACCGACAGAAUUCGUUUGGUGGACCUUGGACUGAUCUAGAUGAUGAGGAUGAUGCAAAUGAUGAACCAAGACUAGUUAGUUUAUAUCCAUUUGAUUCCAGUUCAUUGGAAAACAGUGAUAUCCAUUAUGAAGCCAAUGGCUUGUGGCCAAGGCAGCGCAGGUUGUCUGAACGAGAUGCAGCUUUUGGGUUGAACACUUCAGAGAGUCUGGGAGCUUAUCUUGGUAUUAUGGGAUCUCGGAGAGAUGUAGUUACUACAUUAUGGAAGACUGGCCUUGAAGGGGUCUGGUACAAGUGCAUAAGAUGUUUGCGGCAGACUUCUGCUUUUGCUUCCUCAGAUUCCACCAACCUUCCUAGUCAAAAUAACUGGGAGAGUUGGUGGGUGAGACGCUGGGCGUACGGCUGUCCAAUGUGUGGUGGAAGGUGGACUCGAGUUGUAUAA
Molecule: messenger RNA, 1626 nt
Organism: Vicia faba (fava bean)
Lineage: Eukaryota; Viridiplantae; Streptophyta; Magnoliopsida; Fabales; Fabaceae
Source: the annotation of a GenBank genome assembly